UGUGAAUACGAGCUGGCUUUUGUGUGGUGAGUCUCGCUAGCUCGCUCGGUCGCUCGCGCCCCCUCUUUCUCUGUUUCGGCAGCUGAUCCAAGUUCGGUUUCAGUUUGGUAUGGAUUGAUUUGACUCUGCAGCUCGUCGCCGACCCUGAUUUGAUGCUGUCUUGGUGAUAUGCUUCGGUGCGCUUGGAAUUGCAUUGUUAUUUCACGGAGAGUUCCUUUAGUUUUCCUUCACGGCAGUUGAAAAAAUCGUAUCGGUGUUCGUGGCCGUGCUAAUUUUGAGCGUCUGUUUUUAGCGUUGAUUGCGGGUUGUUGAAAGUGUGGUAUUGGCGAGUAGUGCCGCGGAGUUUCUUCUAUGUCUCGUAGCCGACACGAUAGGAAUUAUGAACGAGGGAGAGGGCGGGACUAUGAGGGAGAUAGAGAUAGGGAGAGGGGUGGAGAGCGGGUUAGAUAUAGGGAUAGGGACCGGGAUAGAGCACGGAUCCACGAUAAGGGUGGCGAUAGGGAAAGAGAAAGGGAAAGAGGAAGGGAGAAAGGAGUGAGCAGAGAUCACGAGAGAGGGCGGGAGAAAUUGCGGGCUUUGAGCAGGGACAGAGAUAGGGGUGAGCAUGAGAGAGGGGGCAGGGACCGCGACCAUGGUGGGAUGCACCACCACAGAGAACGGUAUGAUGAGCCAGAGACGAGGCCCGGGCAGCGUUCGAGGUCGAGGUCGAGGUCGAGGUCAAGGUCGCCAAGACACGAGCAGAAGUCGGACAAAGAGAGUCGGAUUGCAAGAAUAACUGAUUCUGUUCGGGAUACCACGAAAAGCCCACGUCGUGAAACAAGCACUGCCGCGAAUGAGGGUGGCAUGAACGUCGCAGGAAACGAGCCAAGUGUUGAUGACGUGGUCAGCAAAAUGGAAGCCGCGAAAGCUGCCUUGGAAGCUAAAGAGAAGGAGAAGGCCCAGCCCACGUUUGAGUAUUCAGGAAAGCUUGCUGCGGAGACGAACAAAGUGCGAGGUGUGACACUAGCAUUUACGGAGCCUCCAGAAGCGCGGAAGCCUUCCAUGAGGUGGCGGUUGUAUGUUUUUAAGGACGGAGAGCCUAUGAAUGAGCCUCUAUACAUACAUCGUCAAACCUGUUACUUGUUUGGAAGAGAACGCAAAGUAGCAGAUGUACCCACGGAUCAUCCUUCGUGCAGCAAGCAACAUGCUGUGAUUCAGUACCGGUUGACUGAGAUAGAGGGCCCCGACGGUAUGAUGGAGAGUAAAGUGAGGCCUUACAUCAUGGAUCUAGGAAGCACAAACGGAACCCAUUUGAAUAAUACUCGCAUUGAAUCACGACGAUACUACGAACUCCGGGAGAAGGAUACUUUAAAGUUUGGAAACAGCAGCCGGGAGUAUGUGUUGCUACACGAAAAUUCUGCAGCCGCGUCUUAGCACAUUGAAGCUAAUUGAUAUUGACGAGUUGGACGUCACGUUGUUGACAGAAGUGCCAACCAAGCUCAUAAUUUUUGAGAGCACUCAAGGUGUUCGGAAUAGUGAAAAGUUCGUAGAUUCGACUUUCUAGAGAGAGUUGCUUGUAACACGUUUAGCAAAACACGCUAUAUGCCAUUACUGAUCGAAUGUAAGAGCUCCUUUGAUUGGUUGGGAUGCCAUUUAGAGAUUGGUUAAGAAUAUAUUACGGAUUACGACCACGAUGGGCAAUUACAAAAUGUGAUUUUUUUGCACUUA
Molecule: messenger RNA, 1707 nt
Organism: Physcomitrium patens
Lineage: Eukaryota; Viridiplantae; Streptophyta; Bryopsida; Funariales; Funariaceae
Product: FHA domain-containing protein DDL
Molecular function (GO): protein binding
Source: RefSeq, a predicted model, not a curated record